GCCAUUGUACUCGUAGCGUGUACCUUGAUUCAAUGCGCAGACGCUAAUGAGGCAAUGAACACAGAUAACCAGGACAGUAACCCUGGGCGCGGACGCAUUAUAAGGCUAGAGAUACUACAACCGGAAGACUUAGAGAACCCGUUAGAGAACAAAUUCCAAGUAGCUUUGAAUGAAAACCCAAUGACUGAUCAUGACAGGCAACGGGGUCGAAGUGCCGAGGAAUAUCAUCAGCAAGCAGCCAUGUACCACGAUAUAAUGGUCGACUUUUGUAAGAACGUUGGACUACCGGAGGAUAUGCCCAUGGAAGAAUGGGAUGGUUUGAUAGAGGGAGACAUAGUGCCAACCAUGAACGACCUCAGAGAGCUGCGUGACGAGAUUAGAACACCUCAUAGGAGAAAGCGGAAAAUGACUUCGAACACGGAUAAUUAUUGGACUUCUCCCAUCCAGUACAUCAUUGAUGCCGCCAUGCCUGAAUCCCACGUGGCUGCCAUUCGAAGUGCAAUUACCGAGUGGGAAUCGCUGACAUGUCUUCACUUCCAACAAACAUCGACACCGGUUGGGAACUACUUGCAAAUAAUUUACGGAAAUGGGUGUUGGUCCUCACUGGGAAUGCGGCAGGGCGGACAGCUCCUCUCUCUCGGCCUGGGAUGUGGUUCGCACGGCGCGGCGAUCCACGAACUUGCACACGCCAUCGGUUUCCAUCAUGAGCACGUCCGUACUGAUCGAGAUGAACACAUUACGGUUCAUUAUGAAAACGUCAUAGCCGGAAGAGAAGCGAACUUCCACAAGAAGAACCAAUCAAAUUUUGAUUUCUUCGACGAUAUACCGUACGACCUCGGUUCCAACAUGCACUACCGAAAACGGGCAUUUUUUAAUAGUUCAGACUUGGAUUUACUAACAAUCGAGACAGUGAUUCCGGUAUAUGAGAAUAGAAUAGGAGAUCAAAGCAAACUGUCAUUCUAUGAUGCGCUAACAGCUAACCUUGCAUACUGUAACGGAGAUGCCUCGCCAUGUCAGGCAAAAGGAGGGCUGCUCACGCCAGAAUGCCAGCACGGGGGCUACUGGAAUCCCAACAACUGUGACGUCUGCAUCUGUCCUGCUGGUCUGGCAGGCGAUCGCUGUGAAACCGUUGCACCAUCAGAAGGCACGACAGAAGGCGAAAUUUUGGACAUUAGCUGCGGGGACAGUGUGCAUUUUUUUGGUGCACAAUUAUCGGCUGAUACAAACAAGCAAGAAGCAUAUUGGCUCCUGCGGGCACCGGCAUCAGCGACCAUCAGUUUUCAGCUUACUUCGAUAUCGUCUAUCUGCUAUAGUUUGGACGGUUUGACGUGUGAAACGAGAUUGGGUUGUCCUGAUUGGCUUGAAGUCAAAUACCUGGAUUUAGCAAAAGCGGGGCCAUGGUUUUGUGUUGCAAACACCUACGGAUAUCCGCUAUUAAAAUCAACGCAGAAUGAGAUAAUACUGAUAGCUCGAUCUACGCACAACGCUGAUUUUGCGUUUGAAUUCACUUACGAAGCACAAUGCCCGGACUGUUACUGUGUGGAGUGGGGACCAUAUAGUUCCUGUGACGUCGCUAACACUCCUAACAACUGCGGAUGUACCAUGCAAAAACGAUCAUGCGUCAGAGCAGAGGGACAUUGUACAGAUCCAAUUCCUGACGAACAUGUCUAUUGUCAACCAAUAAAGAAGGUUGUUGCUGCGUGCAUUGGUGGGGAAGAUGGACCAGCUUACUGUUGUGACGAUUGGCUUCUUCUCAAGGAGGGGGAAAAUGAUAUGUGUACUUUCCAUAAAUGUAGUUAAGAAUUGCACUAUGAAAACUGUAUCUUAGCCCCCAGUGAGGUAUUCCGCGUAAAUUAAGUAGAUUUAAAGACUUUCACCUUAAAGCCAGGGACACGCGCAUACGUGCAUAGCGUAGGCCCUACUUGCACGCAAACGUGCGCAGGCACGCACGCCCCCUAACACGAUUUUUGCUUCGAUGUCGGAGGGUAUCCGAGUAUGCCAAACCGUAUUUAACUUUAUCAGAUGGUGGGCACUAUAUAGCAACCGCCGGUACGUAUUACCCGUAAUUUUAAAAGUAAGCUGUUAGUGGAAAUCUUGCCCGCAUACACAUGCUCAAUUUUAUCACAUCAAUCUCAAAUUAGAAUCAUUGAAUCCAAGAAUCAUCCGAGAAUUAUUGAAUCCGAGAUCAUAAGUGAUAUCCAAAGCCCGUGAACAGUGUUCCUACUAUACAGCCAGCCAAAUAUGGACUUACUGAUUAAGAAGCUAGUUUCCAGCAGCUACCAUAUAGAAAGGCUAGUAACAUUCAUUUUGAUUGAUGCUUACGCCUCACCAGCAUAUCUUCACAAGUAUUCAACGACAUAAAUUUGUUUACCCGAAAUUCUACUCUCUUAUUUCUGACGUUACAACAAUCCAAAGAUGACUAUAUCAUCCGUGUCCUUAUCGUAAUCCUAUACAUAGAUAGAAUAUUUUAUCGAAGUUUAUAACUCAUGAAACCUGACAAUAUGGGAAAUCUCUAAAUAUCACCUAAUACUACUUUUUGCUCACUCAUCACACUACAGAAAUUUCGCAUUUACACUUGUACCUCCCGACGUAAUAAGUAAUGACGGUUGUUAUAUAUAGUGCCUUAAUUUACCUCAUCAGAUGCUCUAUAAGAUGAAUUCAGGUGUGUAUUCGAAGAGCAAUGUGCGUUACAGUUGAAUCUUGGUAAACAAUAGUAAAUACGCCAGGUAUUGUGGUUAGCCGAAGAUGAACAUGCGUCCAAGAUUCCAACAUGUUCUGCUUGCAUC
Messenger RNA from Priapulus caudatus, 2786 nucleotides. RefSeq names its product zinc metalloproteinase dpy-31-like. The record is from RefSeq and is a predicted model, not a curated record. NCBI's taxonomy places the organism in Eukaryota, Metazoa, Priapulida, Priapulimorpha, Priapulimorphida, Priapulidae. The coding region runs from base 55 to 1800 and encodes 581 amino acids. Gene Ontology annotation, molecular function: metalloendopeptidase activity; zinc ion binding. Gene Ontology annotation, biological process: molting cycle, collagen and cuticulin-based cuticle; proteolysis. The transcript is spliced from 14 exons.